Prunus avium (sweet cherry) is the source of this 1341-nucleotide messenger RNA. RefSeq names its product Protein with RING/U-box and TRAF-like domain. Gene Ontology annotation, cellular component: cytoplasm. Gene Ontology annotation, molecular function: zinc ion binding; ubiquitin protein ligase activity; protein binding. NCBI's taxonomy places the organism in Eukaryota, Viridiplantae, Streptophyta, Magnoliopsida, Rosales, Rosaceae. The record is from RefSeq and is a predicted model, not a curated record. Gene Ontology annotation, biological process: ubiquitin-dependent protein catabolic process; multicellular organism development.
AUCAGACGGUUGAUGUUAUCUGGACGGUGACCCAUCUCUUUCUCUCUCUCUCUCUCUAUCUGUAAAACCAACGAAGAAAAAGCACCCCUUUUGAGGAAAAAUAUUUUUUUGUUUCUUAUUAUACACAUUGCAAUCGAAAAUUUCCCGUUUUCCUACCAAUUCUUUGUUGAAUUUUGUAGAAUUGCGUAUUGACGGAUCAUACCCAUCUGUCAAGAAUCGAAAGAUUUGAUAUUUCUUUCUCUUCUUUCGUCAUCUUCCGCUUUGUACAGUAGCAAUCAUAUCAUAUACAUUGCCCAAAUUUUGAUUUCUUUUUUGCCUUCCAAAUUCUUUUUGGGGGUUUUGGUUUCCCCUGUAUGAAUGGAAUCAGAUGGCAUUGAAAGUGUGACAUCUUUGGAUUUGAUGGACGAGGAUGAGAUCCAUGGCCGUCCUCACCACUUUGUUUCAGUUCCAAAACCUCACAACAAUAGCAUUAACAUUCCCGGCACCACCAGUGUCCAUGAACUUCUUGAAUGCCCUGUUUGCACCAAUUCAAUGUACCCUCCAAUCCAUCAGUGUCACAAUGGGCAUACCCUUUGCUCCACCUGUAAAACAAGGGUCCAUAACCGGUGCCCAACUUGUAGACAAGAGCUUGGUGACAUAAGGUGCCUAGCACUGGAAAAGGUUGCUGAAUCUCUUGAACUGCCUUGCAAGUACUGCUCUCUUGGUUGCCCAGAGAUCUUCCCCUAUUACAGUAAACUUAAACACGAGGCUGUCUGCAACUUCAGGCCAUACAACUGUCCAUAUGCUGGAUCCGAUUGCUCUGCUGUUGGGGAUAUUCCAUUCCUUGUUACUCAUCUACGGGAUGAUCACAAGGUGGACAUGCAUUCUGGAUGCACUUUUAACCAUCGCUAUGUCAAGUCUAAUCCUCGUGAAGUAGAAAAUGCCACGUGGAUGCUAACUGUCUUCCACUGUUUUGGUCAGUACUUUUGUCUCCAUUUUGAAGCAUUCCAGCUUGGUAUGGGUCCUGUUUACAUGGCAUUUCUCCGGUUCAUGGGUGAUGAAACAGAAGCUCGGAACUACACCUACAGCCUGGAGGUUGGAGGAAAUGGCCGAAAGCUCAUUUGGGAGGGCAACCCCAGAAGCAUAAGGGAUAGCCACAAGAAGGUUAGAGACAGCCAUGAUGGCCUCAUAAUACAGCGCAACAUGGCACUUUUCUUCUCUGGAGGGGAUAGGAAAGAGCUGAAGCUGCGAGUCACAGGACGGAUAUGGAAGGAACAGCAGAACCCAGAAGGGGCUAAAGUUUGUGAAGUACAACGUAUCAUUUGCGGUUUAAAUUGAGUGAUAAAGCAGUGGGGUCCUGGG